CACACUCACAUUUCACACCAUAGAGAGAGAAACAUCAUAGAGAGAGAAAGAAACAAACAUGACAAAUGUGUGUAGCAUUUGUUUCUCUUUAACUUCAUUUCUUCACCGAUAAACACUCUCAAAACUUUAUCUUAUUUUCCUUUUUUUGCUCAAUCCUCUCCCCUCCAAUCCAACUUUCCCUUCUUUCUCUCUCUUCUCUCUCUCUCUCUCUCUCAUUCACUUUCUCUCUCACACGCAAUCCAUCAUAAAUUAACGCACACCCAUUUCCCAAAUCACGUUUACAGAUCCAAAUUUCUUCACUUUUUAACAUUUCCUCCUUCAAUUCUCAAUUGGGUCAUUCAAUUUCCAAAUAAAACAUCAUCCUCGUACCAAAACAAACAUACUAUUUUUUUUUUUCAUUUGUUAAUCCCGAAGUUACAAUUUUUUUUCACUCUCUUCAAAUUUUUCGAUCGAAAUUCUCACCACCCAUGUCUCGAUUCAUCUCGAGAUGCAAAAAAAUGAAGGAAAUGACGUCAUUUCCUGGGACCCACAUGGUAAUUUUGUCGGGUAACCGUCGAACCGGACUGAACCGUGUUCAACCAAUCUCAACUCACCUGAAUCACAUCAUGGUCGCCGGAAGUUCCACCGGACAUCGCCGCCGGGAAUCAUUAAUCGGAGUUCAGGAACGUUACAAGUGGGACCGUGGCGGGUCAGAUGACAGCAAUACCCAUAACCCGACCCGAAAGAUUCGGGCUGAGGCUAAUUGUCCUCGUUGUACCAAAGACAUGAACUUGUUCUUUUCAAAUCGCCAAUUUCCAUCUACAACUGAUUCUGAUUGUGGUGGUGGUGGUGGUGGCGGCGGUGGCGGUGGUGGUGGUUCAAAUUUGGAUCCUAAUGGUGGUGGUGGAGAGAGUGGUUAUCAAGCAGUGAAUCUAUGUCCAAAUUGUAAAACAGCUUAUUAUUUUCGUCCUUAUAACACAUCACCAUUACAAGGUACAUUUGUUGAGAUUGGUAGGGUAAGUGGUAGUAAUAAUAAUGGUGUUAAUAGUAAAUUAUCUAGGAGAGUAUCACAUGGAAAAGAUGGAGGUGGAAAUAGUAACAGUAAUAGUAUUAGUAAUAGCAUUAAGAAUGGUAACGGUGGUGAAGAUUUUGGACUUAAAGGUAGUGCUAGUAAUUGGCUUGAAGUUUCAUUAUGGGAUACUUUGAGAUCUUACAAUGGUGGGAAUAAUGGAGAGCCACCAGAGACUUGGCCUCCGCCGGUUGGUGGUGGUGGUAAUGGCAAUGGUUUGGCGGUGCAUACGCCUCCGGGACCUCCUUUUGCGCCAGGGAUUAAUGUUAUUCGGGCACCGAGGGAGGGUGGUUCGGGUGGAGUUAACGGUGAGAAGAAUACAUGGGGAGGGUCUAAUUUGGGGAAGGAUUUGCCUACACCAAAGGAGAUUUGUAAGGGUCUUGAUAAGUUUGUUAUUGGCCAAGGUAGAGCCAAGAAGGUGCUUUCUGUAGCUGUUUAUAACCACUAUAAAAGAAUAUACCAUGCCACUUUACCAAAAGGGUCGGGCUUAGAUUCAGAAGUAUUAGAUGAUGACGAAGCUGUCGAGCUAGAAAAGAGUAACGUUCUCUUGAUGGGUCCAACAGGAUCAGGGAAGACAUUACUUGCAAAAACAUUAGCUCGAUUUGUGAAUGUUCCAUUUGUCAUUGCUGACGCAACAACAUUAACACAGGCUGGUUAUGUUGGAGAAGAUGUUGAAUCGAUACUACAUAAACUACUUUCGGCAGCAGAUUUCAAUGUUGCAGCAGCUCAACAAGGAAUAAUUUACAUUGAUGAAGUUGACAAGAUAACUAAGAAGGCCGAGAGCUUAAAUAUCAGCCGGGAUGUUUCAGGCGAGGGUAUAGUAAAUGUUCCGGAGAAAGGAGCCAGGAAACAUCCGCGAGGUGAUAACAUCCAGAUGGACACAAAGAAUAUUCUUUUUAUAUGUGGUGGAGCAUUUAUCGAUCUCGAAAAAACCAUUUCAGAGAGACGACAAGAUUCUUCUAUUGGUUUCGGAGCACCAAUUCGUGCCAACAUGAGAAGUGGUAGGAUAAUCGAUUCUGCAGUAACAUCGUCUUUGCUUGAAUCGGUGGAAAGUUCUGAUCUUAUUGCAUAUGGCCUCAUACCAGAGUUUAUUGGACGAUUCCCCAUCUUAGUUAGCUUGUCGGCUUUAACCGAAGAGCAACUUAUGCAGGUCUUCACCGAACCAAAAAAUGCUCUUGGUAAACAGUAUAAGAAAUUAUUUAGCAUGAAUAAUGUAAAACUACACUACACAGAACAAGCUCUGAGACUGGUAGCAAAGAAAGCAAUGGCCAAAAACACUGGUGCCAGGGGUUUAAGAGCCUUACUCGAAAACAUUUUAACUGAUGCCAUGUUUGAGAUUCCGGAUAAUAAGUCGGGAAGUGACCGGGUUGAUGCCGUAGUUGUUGAUGAAGAAUCGGUAGGUUCACUAAAUGCUCCUGGAUGUGGAGGGAAAAUUCUUCGCGGAGACGGUGCUUUGGAGCAGUACCUAGCUAAGACAAAGGAUUCAAUGGUGAAUGUUGAAGUAGCUCAAUCAGAGUUACAAGAGAGGGAUUCAGAUAUUUCAUCAAGAGCCAUGAGCAUGUAACAUUAUAAUAUUAAUUGUAUAAUUGUCAUUGUUAUUUGUAAAAAUAACAUUAAAAAGAAAAAUUGAUGUAAUUAUCCCUUGUAUAACAGCAUAGCUACUGGUCUAAAUUCUCAUAGAAUAGGAAGGAAAUAAGAAAGAAAAAACAAAAAAAGAAAGGUGUAGUGUAGCAUUGCUAAUUUAGGCAGCACAUUAUACAGAUUUUCAUUUGUUCUUAAAGAAUCGUUAUUGUAGUCAUUUUUUUCUUCUCUGAAGUUGAUGGUUAUUCUCAUUUCUCCAACUUAAUAAUAUCAGGAUUUGUAA
This is a messenger RNA of Cicer arietinum (chickpea), 2912 nucleotides long. RefSeq names its product CLP protease regulatory subunit CLPX3, mitochondrial-like. Gene Ontology annotation, molecular function: ATP binding; ATP-dependent protein folding chaperone; ATP hydrolysis activity. The record is from RefSeq and is a predicted model, not a curated record. Lineage: Eukaryota; Viridiplantae; Streptophyta; Magnoliopsida; Fabales; Fabaceae. Gene Ontology annotation, biological process: protein folding. Gene Ontology annotation, cellular component: mitochondrial matrix.